UCACGCGCACUGAGACACUCAACUCUACCAAUACAUACCGCUCGACUCCAUUUCAUCUUUCUUUAACGAGCUGACAACCAUGGCUUCUCUAGGACUCCCCCUCCUCCUACUCUGCGCCGCUUCUCAGGCUAUUCUCAUGUUCUCGAUCUCAACUGCAGCAUACCCCUCCAACCCUGGCGCCGAUACCGCCGAGUGCUUUCUCUCUGACAAACACGAGGAGCUCAUCCCCGUUCGCCGAGAAGUCUACGACGGAGGCCGAAUCAUGGAUAUCAGCCACAGAUACACUCCAGAUUUGCCGUCUUGGGACUCUAUGGGCAGCCUCGGCCAGUUUCUCUGGCUCCGGGGGAGCAUGAAGAACGGCUCGCUCGCCAACUUCUCGGAAAUGAAGCUGCCCACUCACACCGGCACGCACGUCGACUCUCCCGGUCACUUCUUCGAUCACUACUUGGACGCUGGCUUCGAUGUCGACACGCUUGACCUGGAAGUUCUUAAUGGUCUGGCCUUGUUGAUUGACGUUCCAAGGGACAAGAACAUAACUGCUGAAGUCAUGAAGGAUUUAAAUAUUCCGAAGGGCACACGUCGUGUCCUUUUUAGGACACUAAAUACAGAUAGGCGGCUGAUGUUUAAAAAGGAUUAUGACACAAGUUAUGUAGGAUUUAUGAAGGACGGGGCAAAAUGGUUGGUUGAGAACACCGACAUCAAACUUGUUGGAAUCGAUUACUUAUCAGCUGCUGCUCACGAAGAUUUGAUUGCAGCUCAUCUUGUCUUUUUGGAAGGCAGGGAUAUCAUACUCGUAGAAGGCCUAAAGCUCGAUGACAUCCAACCAGGAAUAUAUUCGGUCCGUUGUUUACCCCUCAGGUUGCUUGGUGCAGAGGGAUCGCCGAUAAGAUGCAUUCUCAUCAAAUAAUAAUUUCGAUUGAAACAGUGUCAGCCACGGAGGUGUCGAGCAAUAAGAAUUGUAGAGAGGGUUUCUUGUGCCUCAAUAGAGCAGGAGGGAUAUACACCAAAGGACUUCGAGAUGCAUUAUGUGAAUAUUUCGUAAUAUAUAUAUAUAUAUAUUUAUAUAUAUAUAUAUAUGCGCGCGCGCGCAUAGGUUCAGGUUGUAUUAUAUGGGCGACAUAAUAAACAUGUCGUUUGACUCUGGCUUCAGAAGUUGCUGAGCAUUGGGUCCUCUGGAGAUAUCAAAUGUCAGUAAACUUUGAGCUUUAUUAUAAACAACGGGGCAGGCUUCGACAUUGA
This is a messenger RNA of Carya illinoinensis, 1239 nucleotides long. RefSeq names its product cyclase-like protein 2. The transcript is spliced from 7 exons. NCBI's taxonomy places the organism in Eukaryota, Viridiplantae, Streptophyta, Magnoliopsida, Fagales, Juglandaceae. The record is from RefSeq and is a predicted model, not a curated record. Bases 80 to 907 code for a protein of 275 amino acids. Gene Ontology annotation, molecular function: arylformamidase activity.